CUAGAAUUGAAGAAGAUCCAGACGAGCCACGAUUACCCAUUGGCUGGGACAUUGGGAUGGCUUUUUCGAUAGUACCACUUCAGACAAGUACCAUUGAUUAUCAUACAGAUAUCACUGCAUGCGUCAGGCGUAUUAGUAUUCCUACAACAGUUCGUGGUAUCCUCCGAGAAUUCAACCUGGUCAUACAGGAUGUGAGGUGCGUUCUAUAGAAUAAUACACUACUUUGUUAAU
Linum tenue is the source of this 231-nucleotide messenger RNA. The record is from the annotation of a GenBank genome assembly. Lineage: Eukaryota; Viridiplantae; Streptophyta; Magnoliopsida; Malpighiales; Linaceae.